AUGAGAUUACCAAAAGUUUCCAUUUGGAAAGUGCUACUACUGCUUAAUUUCUUCGCCUUACAUGAAUGGCAACUUGCUUCCGCUGCAAAUUUGCCCUCUUUAUCAACUAGUACAAAGGCUAAGGAUAAUUCUAGUAAAGCCAGUUCUACUGCGAAGACAACAACAUCGUUAAGUAAAAGCUCAGCCACCAGCAAAAAUGUUGUCUCAACCCAUAAUACGACCUCCAAAAGUAAAAUGCCCAAAAUUACUUCAAGUGCUAGUACAAGUUUACAUUCAAACUCUAGUACAAGUUUAAAUUCCAACUCUAGUGCAUGGAGUAACUUCAAUGGACUUUCAACUUCAUCUAUUAUACCCUCCAGCGUUUACAUCCCAGUAACAAAUGGGAACAAAUUUAUAUAUCAGGCGCAUCACCCCAAUGGUACUGUGUUUAUUGCGUUUGCAGGUUGUUUAGGUGCAAUUUUAUUGUCAUUAACGGGUGCUUGGAUUGCACUGAGCGUAAAGUCAUGGCGAAGUGCUAGAAGGGAAAACAAGUUAAGAAACUUGGAAAAUCAAUAUCAAUACGACCCUUUCUACUUUCAAUCGGGCUCUAAUGAUGCUGAGAGUGAAACUUCUUCUCAUUCUGACGAUAGUGAUAUAUCAGAAAAAGUCAUUAAAAACAAGUCAUCUCGUAUGAGUUUGUAUACUCUAGGAUCUACAUCUGUUCUAAACCUUUUGAAUAAUAAAACAGAUGGCAACGAGAACUUUAGGUCUUCUAUGUUUAUCUCACCAACUGAAAUUCUGCAGUGUGAUGCUAACAAUUCUAAUACGUGGUCUCAGCAAAGCAACAAUAGCGCGAUAUAUGAUUCUUUGUCUAGCACUCCAAGGGAACCGGGUGCUACCCAAAUACUUGGAAAUUUUACAGAUAGCACCAAUCCAUUCGGUCACGCAGCAUACAAUUUAGAUAUUGACUCUGGAGAUCGCUCUACUCCGAAAUCCAAUGGUAGUCAAGGAAAGGUAAAAAAGUACCGUCCUCCAAGUGUUCAUCUGGACCAAUUACUUGAUGGUAGUACAUAA
This is a messenger RNA of Saccharomyces mikatae IFO 1815, 1053 nucleotides long. RefSeq names its product Csi2p (gene CSI2). Gene Ontology annotation, cellular component: fungal-type vacuole; cellular bud neck. NCBI's taxonomy places the organism in Eukaryota, Fungi, Ascomycota, Saccharomycetes, Saccharomycetales, Saccharomycetaceae. The record is from RefSeq and is a predicted model, not a curated record. Bases 1 to 1053 code for a protein of 350 amino acids. The transcript has a single exon.